AUGACGGACGCGCCCAUUGUGGGACGACCUAUCCUUCGAUCCGAAGAGCAAGGCGAAAGUGAUAUUGUUCUUAAGGAUAUUAUGUGCGGAGAUGAAGCGGCUGCGGCUCGGUCGAUGCUUCAGAUUAGCUAUCCUAUGGAGAAUGGCAUUGUUAAGAAGUGGGAUGAUAUGCAACAUCUAUGGAACUACACAUUCUACGACAAGAUGAAGAUUGAUCCUUCAGGAAGAAAGAUUCUCCUGACAGAACCUCCAAUGAACCCGCUCAAAAACCGACAGACCAUGGCCGAGGUGAUGCUCGAGGGCUACGACUUUGGUGGCGUCUACGUUGCAAUCCAGGCAGUUUUGGCUCUAUAUGCGCAGGGUCUCAGCAGUGGUGUCGUGGUCGACUCUGGCGACGGUGUCACUCACAUUGUUCCCGUUUUCGAAUCGACUGUUCUCAACCAUCAUAUCCGGCGACUAGACGUUGCCGGACGAGAUGUCACGCGAAACCUGAUUGCGCUCUUACUACGCCGCGGCUACGCACUCAACAGAACAGCAGACUUUGAGACCGUGCGCCAAAUCAAAGAAAAGCUUUGCUACGUUUCAUAUGACCUGGAGCUCGACCAAAAAUUGUCAGAAGACACAACAGUGCUCGUCGAGUCUUAUACGCUCCCCGACGGACGUGUUAUCAGGGUUGGUAGCGAGCGAUUUGAGGCUCCAGAAUGUCUUUUCCAGCCUCACCUGGUCGAUGUCGAUCAGGCUGGGAUUGCGGAGCUUCUGUUCAAUACAAUCCAGGGUACAGACCUCGAUGUGCGCAGCAGUCUUUACAAGGCGAUUGUUCUUAGUGGUGGAAGCUCUAUGUACCCGGGGUUGCCGUCUCGUUUGGAGAAGGAAUUGAAGCAGCUGUGGUUGACGAGAGUGUUGCAGGGCAAUCCUGAGCGGCUGAACAAAUUCAAGGUGCGGAUCGAAGAUCCACCUCGACGAAGACACAUGGUUUUCCUUGGUGGUGCGGUGUUGGCCAACUUGAUUGCCGAUAAGGAAGACAUGUGGGUGACAAAGGCAGAAUGGCAAGAGCAAGGAGCCCGAGCCUUGGACAAAUUAGGACCGCGAUAA
Messenger RNA from Talaromyces atroroseus, 1092 nucleotides. RefSeq names its product Actin-related protein 2. Gene Ontology annotation, biological process: Arp2/3 complex-mediated actin nucleation. The transcript has 7 exons. Gene Ontology annotation, molecular function: actin filament binding. Bases 1 to 1092 code for a protein of 363 amino acids. Gene Ontology annotation, cellular component: actin cortical patch; Arp2/3 protein complex. NCBI's taxonomy places the organism in Eukaryota, Fungi, Ascomycota, Eurotiomycetes, Eurotiales, Trichocomaceae. The record is from RefSeq and is a predicted model, not a curated record.